AACCAUAUCAUCAUACAUUAACAUUAAUACAUAUGUAUUAGUGCCGAUGUUAAUCCAACAAUUUUUUGAAAGAACAAAAGAGGGAGACUUUUCUCCGUUUUAGAUUCUUCCGAACGGCCUUUUCCAGAGCGGCUCGAUGUCUAACCCUUCGCAAGAAGCUCGUGCUCUAACAGUAACAUUCGGUUUACCUUGGCCCGAUCUUAACGACGGCUUGUUUUACAAGGAUGUCGUUCGAGCCUCUGAUUCAGAGUUGACAGUGAUCCAGUUCUACUCUAAAAAAUACAAGAAUUCUGCUCCACUUCAAGGCUGGUUGCAGCGAAUUCAGAAUGGACAGAUAACAAUUGAUGGUGGAGUUGUUAGAGAUCCCAGCACAACCCUCAGUGAGCAAUUUAUUAGAUGGACAAAAAGACAGAGAAAUCGGACAGAGGAUUUGUGUCUAGUUGAAAUUGGUUCAGAACUGGUCUAUCAUAGACUUCCAUGGAAGGAGCCUGAUGCCCCACAUUGGCUUGAGAUCAUUUAUGAAGAUGAUGAUAUGAUAGCUCUAAAUAAGCCAUCUGGGCUGCAAGUAUUACCAGGAGGUCUUUUUCAGCAACGCACAGUUCUAACACAGCUCCUUUGGCGGGCCACUAAGCUGAGCCCUUCUCUAAUGUGCCAUGAACCGCAUCCUACUCCUGUCCAUCGACUUGGAAGGGGCACAUCAGGAUUAUUACUAUGUGCAAAGACAAAGCUUGCCAAGACUCAGCUUGCAGCAUAUUUUGCUGAUGGAACCUCCCAUAUUGGUGGCAGCAGUAUUGAAUACAGUAAAACAAGUUCGGAGCUCGGUACAGUGAGGAAAAUCUUAAAGAUAUAUCGGGCCCUGGUAACUGGGAUAGUUUGUGAGAACAAGGUGAAUGUCAAUCAGCCAAUUGGAAUUGUGCAGUAUCCUGGUGUGGCAAAAGGGCUGUAUGUUGCCUCUCCCUCAGGAAAACCAGCGCUUAGCAAAGUUGAAGUCCUAGAGAGAGACAGAAACAAAAAUUGCACGUUGGUCCAGGUUGAGAUUCAGUCAGGAAGACCUCACCAAAUUCGCAUCCAUCUUGCUUUCAUUGGACACCCUCUACUAGGUGAUCCUCUUUAUGUUGUUGGUGGUGGACCUCAGUGCUCUGAUUCUGAAUAUGUGGAUGACAGUUUCGCACUAGAUGGAGGGUUUCUGAGACCUACAAAACCUGUUCCUGGGGACUGUGGCUAUAGCUUACACGCUCAUCAAGUUACAUUAUCUCAUAUAACAACCAAUGAGCUAAUUAUAAUCUCAGCGCCUCUUCCACCCAACCUUCGGACACGGAAAGAAGUGCAAGAGAUAGGCAUGAGAUAGCAGAUGGAAGACUAUCAAGAAGGUUCCAUAUUUGUCAUGAAAAGAGAUCGUCUGUUAAUGGAAAUGCCAAGACUUUCUGUUUAUUGCUCCUUUUGCCCCUCGGGCCUUUAAAGUAUAGCAACCAUACAAACGCAAUUUGAAACGAUUAGUGUAUUUCGUAAGAUAAAUUUGACUUGCAAUUAGGGAGUUUUAAGAAAGAACAAAACAAAAAAAAGAAUCAUACCACUAUUAAAUCUUUUGGCUAUUUUAUAAUCGAAUUAAAAUAAAGUUUUUCGUUUUAGCUC
Humulus lupulus (European hop) is the source of this 1632-nucleotide messenger RNA. Its product is annotated as RNA pseudouridine synthase 5. Gene Ontology annotation, molecular function: pseudouridine synthase activity; RNA binding. Gene Ontology annotation, biological process: pseudouridine synthesis. The transcript is spliced from 15 exons. NCBI's taxonomy places the organism in Eukaryota, Viridiplantae, Streptophyta, Magnoliopsida, Rosales, Cannabaceae. The coding region runs from base 137 to 1348 and encodes 403 amino acids. The record is from RefSeq and is a predicted model, not a curated record.